Messenger RNA from Lampris incognitus (smalleye Pacific opah), 3472 nucleotides. Its product is annotated as ras-related protein Rap-1b. Bases 123 to 677 code for a protein of 184 amino acids. Lineage: Eukaryota; Metazoa; Chordata; Actinopteri; Lampriformes; Lampridae. Gene Ontology annotation, cellular component: plasma membrane. The transcript is spliced from 8 exons. The record is from RefSeq and is a predicted model, not a curated record. Gene Ontology annotation, molecular function: GTP binding; GTPase activity; GDP binding. Gene Ontology annotation, biological process: Rap protein signal transduction; cellular response to cAMP; negative regulation of synaptic vesicle exocytosis.
GAGAGAGCGAGCGAGGAGAGCGAGAGAGAGCGAGAGAGAGGAGCAGGAUAGGUUGUCAUACAGCAGGAGGGAGCGGUCCAGAGAGAGGGAGCAGCAGACGGGUGGAGGACAACACAGACAGGAUGCGUGAAUAUAAACUUGUUGUUUUAGGAUCAGGAGGAGUCGGCAAAUCUGCCCUGACGGUACAGUUUGUUCAGGGGAUCUUUGUAGAGAAGUAUGAUCCAACAAUAGAAGACUCGUACAGGAAGCAAGUAGAAGUUGAUGGGCAGCAGUGUAUGUUGGAAAUCCUGGACACAGCAGGAACCGAGCAGUUCACGGCCAUGAGGGACCUGUACAUGAAGAACGGCCAGGGCUUUGCUCUGGUUUACUCCAUCACAGCUCAGUCCACCUUCAACGACCUUCAGGACCUCCGAGAACAGAUCCUCCGAGUCAAGGACACGGACGACGUUCCUAUGGUCCUGGUGGGGAAUAAAUGUGACCUGGAGGCGGAGCGGGUGGUGGGCCAUGAGCAGGGCCAGACGCUUGCUGCCCAGUGGAACUCCUGCGCUUUUCUGGAAACAUCUGCCAAGAGCAAGAUCAAUGUCAACGAGAUAUUCUAUGACCUGGUGCGGCAGAUUAACAGGAAGACUCCGACUCCUGGUAAAGCUCGCAAGAAAUCCAACUGUCAACUGCUUUAAUAAACAGGUGUUCCACCCACCUGACAAACGACCAACCAAUCACAGGACCUCUUCCUUCUUGGCCACGCCCCUUCAACAUAAACCAAUAUUAUUGACCUUCAAACAGACCUCUGAACCCUGCCUCCAUCAACUCAUCAUCUCCAUUGGAUCCCUGUACAGCUGUCACUAACAAACUGUUGACUUGGAAACAUUAAAAGCAGAAGUGAUGAAGAUGAUGGCCAAGAUGAUGAAGAUGAUUCCGUCAUUGGCUGCUGGUGCUAGGGGCGGUGCUUAUCGGGUUCUCUCUCCUCUGCUUCCUGUUAAGUCUGAUCAGAGUCAUACAUGCACAGAGUUUGGCCGCUAGCUUUCGCUGAGCACCCAGUGAUUCUCCUGUAGUUCUGUCGGAACAUCACCAUGGAGACGUGAUGCAGGACGGGGAUCCAUAUUGACAAUGUACACUUGUUUCUUCAAGCAGGCGAAGACCCCACAACAACCCGGACUAACUCUGUCUAUCUGUGGUUCUGGUCCAACCUGUGGAUUCGUAGUAUUGAUUAUGUUGCUUAUAAUCUGGACCCUUUGUGUGAAAUGAUAAAGAAAAGUCUAAAUCUGCUUUGUUGUUUUAGUGCAGAGAUCAGCAGGUCCGAGCCCCCCCCCCCUUCUUCCAUCCAGGAAGUUGAACAAACUGGUUCAAAUACGUCAGAAACACCAGUAAUCCCAGACUGGGACCAAUAAAACCCCCCCUGCAGAUGAAGAGCUAGCUAGCUAGCAGCACCAACAGUUUCCUAGAGGAUGCUAAAGAUGCUAGCACAUAGUUCCUGAAUUAGCUAAAAACCAAAUUGUUAAUCUGUAAGAAGUUGUGAGUGGAGGUCAUGGCUCAUGUAACAUCUGCAGGACCCUGGUUGUGAAUGUGGAGCGUCUCCUGUAAUGGCCUCGGUUCAGGUCGGGCUGAAGGGCAUUAAAGGAGUCCCCCGUCUGACUUUUACUGGUCUCUGAAAACCAAGCAGCGUCCAGGUCACCGCUGAGCCGCCACAAUGAACCAAGAUGAAGAUCCUGUUCAGCACAACUGAAAUGUCCAAGUGUUUCUGAACAGUAGAAACAACAAUCAGAAAUAUCACAAGUAGUACUACUACUUCGACUGUUUGAAUAGUAGCGGUACUUUUACUCUCAGUUACUGUAAGUGGUGGAGAUCUGGCAGAGAGAGGAGACACCAGCCCUGCCCUCACUCACACCACGUGUCUGGACCAGCCCUGCUCUCUCUGUGUGUGUGUGUGUGUGUGUGUGUGUGUGUGUGUGUGUGUGUGUGUGUGUGUGUCUGUGGAGAACAGGGGUCCCUGUGAGCGUCAACAUAAUGGCUAGUGGCCAUGAUGACCUCCUGGCCCAUGUGACCCGGGUGUUUUUUCAUGUUGAGGUGGUUUAUGUGAAGAUGUGGUGAUAGAAACCACGUUGCUGUCACGUGUGACUAUAUUAUAUUAUACUUACCCCGUGUUGUUGCAAGGUAUUGUGGGUAUGAUUUGGCCAAAACACAGUGGCAAACCGUGGAGAUCCUCAGUCGUCCACUUUAUGAAGCAACCAAAUAACGACGGAAGAGAGCAAACAUCUGGAGAUGUUGACGGCGUUCUUUGUGAAGUCGUGCUGGCAGGGAGCGGGUGGGUGGGCCGAAGCAGUGAAGGUGGAGACAGUCUGCAUGUCACGUCCAAAAUGAUGAGCAUUCAAACACCAAACUGACCUGAGACCCACCGACAGCUACGCUGUACAUCCCCACCCGACACCCAACCACCAUCCACCUAACCAACAUCCAAUCACUACUCACCCAACAUACAUCCAACAGACAUCCACCCAACGUCCAACCAACAUGCAACCUCCAUCUGCCCAACGUCCAACCACCACACACCUAACAUCCAUCUGACACCCAACCAACGUCCAGCCAACAUGUCCUCGGUAUCCUGUUGAAAGUGCUUGUAGUUGUAGUUGGUGUUGUGGCCCAGAGGUCUAGUGAGCGUCGCUGAUGGAGAAUGUUCCCUCCUGCAUGGGAUGACUGGCUGCUGGGGGGUUCGUUGAUCUGUGAUUUGUGGAGUUCUUGGAAGCAGCAGCAGCAGCAGCAGCAGCAGCAGCAGCAGCUGCAGUUUGGUUUACAGAGCAGGAUGUCCAAAAUACUGCCUUAAAACUUCUACAACAUGGUAAUUACUGUAGUACCUGCUGGCCCAUAGUACUACACUACAGUCAUACUAGUGUAGAAUGUGCUGGUCUGUAGGCUGUUUGAUAAGACUGCUCGGUUAAAGUUUCUCUGGAAUGUUCUGGUGUCUGGUGAGAAUGUCUAAUGCUGAGGUUGUCAUGUAGCAUGUAAAUAUUUUUAACAUUUUUCUUGUAUUCAGACACAGAGUAAUUGAGUCCUCUCAGAGCUGCAGGGGACUUAUUCCACAAGCCCGAUUUCAAAAGUUUGCAUGAACAUGCCUCUGUCAGAGCAGCACGCUUUAAACCGCCAUCUUUAAACCUCUGAGAUACAGCUGGCCUCUGCUACCCUCCAGCGGUCACUCAGAGAAUGACAGGGCGGAGUCGCUGCUGCUUCCGGGACCAGGAGGGUAUAUGAACAGAUGCUUUUUCUUUUUCAGCACAUCUCUGUCGUAACGAGGUGAAAAAACUCAGUUAUUUUCCCGCCCCACCCCAGGUGAGCAAAUCUGGAGGGGAGGGGAGUAAAUGGCCCCCUCCCCCGCCAGUUGCCACUAUGGACUCUGCUUGGCUGUGUGUGUGGGGGGGGCGGGGGGGGCUGUAGCCAAAUGUAAACUAAAAAGCCUUAAAUAAAUAAAGUGGUGCAAUUU